Molecule: messenger RNA, 2934 nt
Organism: Acanthamoeba castellanii str. Neff
Lineage: Eukaryota; Discosea; Longamoebia; Acanthamoebidae
Exons: 6
Coding region: 1-2934 (977 amino acids)
Source: RefSeq, a predicted model, not a curated record
AUGGAGGGGCUGCCACUGCCCUACAAAGAAGACGAGGACGUCGAGUUUGCCGACCUCUCCGCAGCCACCACCAACUGUACUCACUCAACCCCUUCUCUGCAUACCAUUUGCCCCAUGCGCUUGAGCGUGGAUAACGAAUUGCACAACGGGCUCGAUGAUGCGGGUGACGGUGACAUUGUCGACGACGGCGAAGGCGACGGCGGCGGCCCGGUCGUCGUGGACGAGGAGGAGGUGGAGCGCGGCAUGAAGGAGUUCGAGGAGAAGCUCAAGCUCAGCUCCUUUUCGCGCAAGCGCGAGCUCGAGAAGCAGAAGCGGCUGAGCCUGAUGAUGGCCAAGUACUCCUCGCUCUCGCCCUCGUCCUCCGCCUCGGGCACGCCCGGCUCGCCCACCUCCGCCGCCCGCGCCGCCUCGCUCCUGUCCGGCUCGUCGGCGUCGCCCUUCGCCUCGUCGUCGCUGACGCCCCACGGCGCGUCGUCGUCGCUGUCGUCGCCGAUGACGUCAGCAUCGCCGCUCCACGCCUCGUCGCCGUUCUACGAGGAGGAGACGGGCGAGCGGAGGCGCGAGCUGGAGGAGCUGCGGAUACGACUCGCGGCCAAGGACACCGAGAUCAAGCGGCUCAUCCGCGAGAAGCAGGAGGAGCGCCGGAAGGCCGAGGAGAAAGAGAAGACGCGGCGCGAGGUCGAGGAGAAGUGGCAGGAGAGCAUCGCCGAGAUCGAGUUGCUGAAAUCGUCGCUGGAGAGUCAGCAGAUCAUUUUGAAGGACCUGCAGGAGAAGGAGGAAGAGCGUAAGGAGAGAGAAGCCGAAACCGAGGCCGAAAAGGCCUAUUUUCACCAGGAGCUCGAGCAAAAGCUGAGAGAGAAGGCGGAGGAUCUCGAGGAGGAGCUGAUUUUCCGGGAGGAGGAGGUGAAGAAGAUGGAGGAGCAACUCACACAGCUCGACGAGGAGCGGGAGCGGGAGAAGGGCCUGGCGGCCAAGCUCAAGGCCAAGCUGGCCGACCUCACCAAAGAGCUGGCGGCGCGCGACAAGGAAUUCAAGGAAUUCAAGGCCGCCAAGCAGGACGCCCGCGACAAGGAGUCCACCGAAAAGGACAAGCGGAUGCAGGAGCUCGAGGCCAGGGUCAAAAAGAUGCAGAAGGAGCGCGAGCUCUACAAGAAGAUGAAGGCCGACGCGGCCCAGCGCGACCGGGAGCUCAAGGAGGUCAUGGCCGCGACGCAGACGCUCAAGGAGGGACUGGGCCAGGCCAAGCAGGAGCUCGAAGCCCGGGCCGACGACGAGCGCCAACGGCUCGACGAGCUCGAGGCCUUGCGACGCACCCUGGCCGAGCGCGAGAGUGAGGCCGAGGCCCUGCGCGCGUGGAAGGCCCAGCGCGAGGCCGAGGCGGAAGCUGAGGCGCGCGCCCGGGCGGAGGCGGAGGAGCGCGAGCGACUUGCGUGGGAGGCCAAGCUCGCCGCCGCGCUGGCCGAGGAGCAGAGCGCGCGCGAGCGCGACACCGCCGAGCUGCGACGACAGCUCGACGCCGCGCUCGCCCAGCAGCAACAGGACAAGCAGAAGGAGGACGAGAAGGAAAAAGAAAAGGAAAUGGAACGAGAAAAGCAAAGGCAGCAGCAGAAGGCCGACGAGGAGGCCGCGGCCGCGGCACAGCGAAUCCACUCGGCCUCGAUCGCGUCGAUGAUGGGGAGCUCCGUCACGCGGGAGCUGGUCACGGCCGCGCGCGAGGAGCUCGACAUGGUGCACUACCUCACGGCCGAGGUCGAGGCCAUGAUCCACAAGAACGAGGCCGAGGCGGUGGCGGCGGACGAGGGCACCUACGCGGUGUGGAACGCGCGCAAGAGCGAGGCGCUGGCGGCCAUCAACGACCUCAAGCAGUGGAGCGAGAAGGUGGCCAAGUACGCCGAGGAGGCCACCCAGAAGCCCAAGGAUAUCGUCCUCCAGGAGCGCCUCAUGGGCUCGCAGAAGCAGAUGGGCAAGCGCUUCGAGAAGAUGAUCGCCCUCUCCCUGCCCCUCUCCCCCUCGCCCACACGGCAGGAGCAGCUGCGGACGGCGCUGGAGACGCUCACGGCGCUGCACAAGGAUCAGGACGAGGAGGACGGCUCGGAGUCGCUUCUGGGCGGUAGCGACAGUCUGAACUCGUCGUCGUCUUCCGUGUCGCUCUCUUCGUCGCUUAGCGAGCUGCCCGCGGUGGCCCCGACGACGAAACCACCACCGCAGCAGGAAGAGGCCGCGAAGAACAUUGAGACGACGCCGGCCGCGGCGGCUGCCGCUGCGGUGCCAUCGCCAGCGGUGGAAGUCGCGGUGAACGGGGCGCCCGCUGAGGCUAGCCAGCCAUCACCGCGCCAAGGGGCAGACCAAAGCGCGAAAGCGACGACGGAGAAGAGCGAAAACGAAGCUUCACCGCAAGUGGUGGAACAGAAGGUGGCGCCUGUCGCCGUGCGAUCGGCGGCCGAACCCGCGGCGUCGAACGGUGGCGGAAAGGGCGGCAAGGGCAAGUCGCCCAGCGUGAUCACGCUGGCGCAGAAGACGGUCGACAAGGUGGACCACGUGCUGGCCACACUGCGCGGACCCGACAGCGCCACGGCCGACAAGCCCGCGCUGGCCAAGGAGAUCAUGGAGCGGACGCAGAGCCUGCUCGACGGGAUCAAGCUCGAGAUUAAUAACAAGUCCACCGACACCAACGUCCGUGCCCAGCUUUCCCAAGCCGCCGGCCUCCUCCGAGACAAGUCGACGCAGCUCAAGAUCAUUUCGUCGGUGCGUUCACACCGAUCGGGUCCCGAUCACGGGCAGGUCGAGCAGACGGCGAUCGAACUCAGCAAACAAGUCAAGGAAUUGAUCAACGUGCUCAUUGUAGCGUCUCUCAAGAAGCGAGUGGCGGCCUCGCUCAACCAGGUGGCCGCUGUCAAGCGCGUCUUUGCCGUCUUCCAGAGCAAUCAGAGCUAG